AUGAUUAAGGAGCUCAAGACCGGAUCCCUUUGGCGAGCCGUAAUCGCCGAGUUGGUUGGAAUGACACUUUUUGUUUUUAUAGGGAUAGCAUCUGCCAUUGGGACUGCAGGCGAAGCUGGGCCUGAACAGGAAGUAAAGGUAGCACUAGCAUUUGGGCUGGCCAUCGCCACACUGGCUCAGAGUUUGGGCCACAUCAGCGGAGCACAUCUUAACCCUGCCGUCACUGUCGGCGUGAUGGUCAGCUGCCAGAUCAGCGCUAUUCGUGCACUUUUAUACAUUUUAGCCCAGAUGUUCGGUGCAGUCCUGGCCAGUGGCAUCGUUUAUGGCAUUCGUCCUAAAGAUGUCAAAGCUCUGGGGCUCAACAAGGUUGCUGAAAAUAUGACUGCGGGUAAAGCUUUCGGCGUGGAAUUCCUGGCCACCUUCCAGCUGGUGUUGUGUGUCUUAGCCGCAACGGACAGCCGCCGGAAGGACGUGAAGGGAUCAGCACCACUUGCCAUUGGACUUUCUGUGUGUUUGGGACACUUGGUGGCAAUCAGCUACACCGGCUGUGGCAUCAAUCCUGCUCGCUCCUUUGGCCCUGCUGUCAUUAUGAAGUCCUUUAAGACACACUGGGUGUUCUGGGUGGCACCAAUGUUGGCUGGAGUAGCAGCUGCUCUCCUCUAUGAUUUCUUGCUGUGUCCUCACAGCGUGCCCUAUACUAAACGCCUCAAAGCCAUUAGAGGAGAGCCGACAUCAGAAACGGCAAGGCUUCCCGAGCCGUCUGGCAGCGAGGAGCCACAGUGGCCCACACGCUAAAUACUCCAACUGUAUCAUCUCAGAGUUAUAUAAACACCUCACUGAAGAGCUUUUCUACCAACUUGUUGUACUGUAUGUAUGU
Molecule: messenger RNA, 877 nt
Organism: Neoarius graeffei (lesser salmon catfish)
Lineage: Eukaryota; Metazoa; Chordata; Actinopteri; Siluriformes; Ariidae
Product: aquaporin-1-like
Exons: 4
Coding region: 1-795 (264 amino acids)
Biological process (GO): carbon dioxide transmembrane transport; renal water transport; hyperosmotic response
Cellular component (GO): membrane
Molecular function (GO): carbon dioxide transmembrane transporter activity; glycerol transmembrane transporter activity; water channel activity
Source: RefSeq, a predicted model, not a curated record